CCUCGUCCCCACCAUUUUCCAUGGAAAAAGAAACACAAGGUAAGUGUGUGUUUCGUGCAUUGGGUUGAUGAUAAUAAUUUACUAAUCUGUCGACCCAGGUUAUGGGCAUCCAAUAGCCCCAUAGUUCCCUCAUUUCAUUGUCCAGCAGCUUUUACCCUCAAAACACUCUCUUUUGUCCUUUUCUUUCUAACUUCACUCAUUAUCAAAUCCCAACAACACUCCCCUUCCUAAACUCCUCACUCACUUCACUUCACUUCACUUGUAACAACAACAAACCACCAUAUUCACAUCUCACACACAUUUCUCUCCAUCCAACACUAAAAAAAAACCAAGCAACAACUAACUAGGUUAGUCACCACCUAAGACAAACAAAAAAAAAUAACAAGCUUAGUAGUUUACAUUACACACAUGGAUCUAUUAUCCUCAACUUACAUCACUCUCUUUACUCUUCUUUUCUUCACUCCCAAAGGUAUCACUGGUUCAACCUUCACAUUUGUGAACAAAUGUGACUACACAGUAUGGCCAGGUAUUCUAGCAAAUGCUGGUAGCCCAACACUUGGAAGCACCGGUUUCGAGCUUCCACAAGAAACCACUCGCACUUUUCAAGCUCCAGCCGGUUGGUCUGGCCGGUUCUGGGCUCGAACCGGUUGCAACUUCGACGGAUCCGGCACCGGUUCAUGUCUCACCGGAGACUGUGGCUCAAACAUGGUAGAAUGCAACGGUGCCGGAGCUGCACCUCCAGCAACCCUAGCAGAGUUCACUCUUGGAACUAUAGGACAAGAUUUCUACGACGUGAGUCUCGUCGACGGUUACAAUCUUCCGAUGAUAGUUGAAGGCUCCGGUGGGUCGGGUAUGUGUGAGUCCACCGGGUGUACUUCCGAUCUGAACCAGCAAUGUCCAGCGGAGUUGAGAGCUUCAGAUGGAAGCGCGUGUAAGAGCGCGUGUGAGGCUUUUGGUAGUCCUGAGUAUUGUUGUAGUGGCGCGUAUGGUUCACCGGCGACUUGUAGACCGUCGAUUUACUCGGAAAUGUUUAAAAAUGCUUGCCCUAGAUCGUAUAGCUACGCUUAUGAUGAUGCUUCGAGUACUUUUACUUGUACUGCUGCGGAUUAUACCGUUACCUUUUGUCCAUCUUCUCCAAGUAAAAAAUCAUCACAAUAUCCAACUACUCCAAUGACCUCAGGAGCAGGGACAGUGAUAGGGACUCCUGAGGUUGGAACAGGAUCUGAAAAUGGAGUUCAAUACACGGGUACAGACACACCCAUUGGGUAUUCAGUUCCCGUUAAUUCCGGGUCCGGAUCAGUAUCUAAUUCAGGAUCAGGAGGAGAAACCAUGCUUGCAGAUGGAUCAUAUUUAGCUGGAUUAGCCAUGGGAGACUCCUCUACAACAACUUCAUCUGCAUUUGUUUACUCUUUUGGCUUUUUUCUCGUUUUCUUCUUGCUUUAGUAUUUUUAGCUAGUUGUAGUUGUAGCACUGUUUUCAUGGUAUUUUGGUUUGUUAAAUGAAAUGUAAAUGGGUACUUAGAUUUUCGGGUUUUUUGGGUUAUGAGACUUGUUGUUCACUAAAGCUGGCAGAUUCGUCCUCCUUAUUGUAAACCACCCACCCUUAAGAUUCGUUGGGAAAAUUAUUCCGUCUUUUAUUCGUUAAAGGUUUGUGUUUUGUUUUAUUAGUAUUAAUCUUGGGAGUAUUUAUCUCCCCCAUCAA
Molecule: messenger RNA, 1701 nt
Organism: Medicago truncatula (barrel medic)
Lineage: Eukaryota; Viridiplantae; Streptophyta; Magnoliopsida; Fabales; Fabaceae
Product: thaumatin-like protein 1
Exons: 3
Coding region: 409-1443 (344 amino acids)
Source: RefSeq, a predicted model, not a curated record